CCAAGUCGACUCUCACCGAGGCGUUUUGUACACGAUGAAGCGUUGCCCGGCUCCGCUGUUAUCGUAUCAUUUCGGGCAGUCACCCCAGUCUUUGAAGGAAGUCACACUGGGUCUAAAGUAGUUUCCUCCCUGAACGUGGCAGAACCUCGGUGGGUUUUUUGUUUUUGUUUUUGUUUUCUGGAUCUCUGCUUUUUAUUCGGGCAGGCAGGACCGGAUUCAAAGGCCAGUUCCGCGGCGGGCGCUUUCCUUCCUGAGGGCGACGCGAGGCUGUAGAAAGUGUACUUAGAUCCUAGAAUCUAAGGGUGGGCCCCGAGGCGGAGGGGGCUGGAAGAAGCAGCUCUGAACUCAGAAUCAAUCCAGAGGCGGUUUAAAAUAAGUCGGAUUCCAGAUCUCUCGUCAGACCUACCGACUCGGAAUUUCCGCGGACCCGGGCAGGUCUGCAUUUUCGCAGCCUGCAGCUGUAAUUGCCGAGCAGUGUGAGGACCAGAAGCCUGAAUGCAGCUCACUCCUCUCCCAACCUGCCCGUAAGAGCCUUUAUUCUGCUUUUAUAUCCACGAACAACUUUUAUUUCCUUUAAACCAGAGUUAGGGGUUGGGUGAUCUUCUGAGGGUGCAGCGGGGCCGCGCCUUGGGUUAUGCAAGCAUGCGCGCUGGCUGUUUUCAGUUUCCUUUCGGGACCCGGCGGCAGUGCGAGACGUCUGCGCAGAGAAAGACGCCAGUGUGCCGGAUCACACAGUCUUCAUUACAACCUCACGGUGCUGUCCCGGGAUGGAUCUGUGCAGUCCAGCUUUUUCGCUGGGGGACACUUGGAUGGCCAGGCCUUCCUGCACUAUGACCAUGAGACAGGCAGGGUAGAGCCCCGGGGACCGUGGGCAGAAGAGCUGGGAGCUGAGACGUGGGACACAGAGUCCAAGGACUUGACAGAGACCUGGAAGGACCUCAGAAAGCUUCUAGGAGAAAUCCUGGCCCUGCAGGAGGAGAAAGGAGGUGUGAAUUCCCUCCAGGAGAUGGUGGGCUGUGAAAUCCAAGAAGACAACCACGCCUGGGGCUUCAGGUUUCUCUACUAUGAUGGGGAGCUCCUCCUCUCCUGUCACCCAGAGACCCAGGGUUGUACAGUGCCCUAGUCCUUGGCUCGGAACUGGGCCGUGGAAAUGGAGAAGUCCAGGGACACAGAUGGCUUUCAAAGCAAGUUUUACUGGGCCCACGUGCAGGGAGAGCUUUGUGGAAGACUGCGGGGCUAUCUGGAAUCCUGGACAGGCUUCAGGGAGAGAACAGGGCCCCCAGCCGUGAACGUGACCCACAGCCAGGACUCGGAGGGCACAGUCAACCUCACAUGCUGGGCUUUCGGCUUCUUUCCCCGGAAUAUCUCAGCGGCCUGGUUUUGGGAUGAGGAACCCAUGAGGCGGGACGCCUAGCAGUAGGGUGUCCUGCCUGAUGGGAACGGCACCUACCGGUCCUGGGUGACCAAAAGUGUUCCCCAAGGAGAGGAGCAGCGGGUCCAGCGCCACGUGGAACACAGCGGGAAUCACAGUGCACACCCUGCGCCCUCUGGACCCUACCAGGUUUUGGUCACUCAGAGGGAUAAAAUAUCAACAAGAAUUUACUCAUAUUACAACAUUGACCCAUCAUACUAAUGCUAAAUU
Molecule: messenger RNA, 1642 nt
Organism: Balaenoptera acutorostrata (minke whale)
Lineage: Eukaryota; Metazoa; Chordata; Mammalia; Artiodactyla; Balaenopteridae
Product: MHC class I polypeptide-related sequence B
Biological process (GO): antigen processing and presentation of endogenous peptide antigen via MHC class Ib; positive regulation of T cell mediated cytotoxicity; immune response
Cellular component (GO): external side of plasma membrane
Molecular function (GO): peptide antigen binding; signaling receptor binding
Source: RefSeq, a predicted model, not a curated record